Molecule: messenger RNA, 1920 nt
Organism: Lithohypha guttulata
Lineage: Eukaryota; Fungi; Ascomycota; Eurotiomycetes; Chaetothyriales; Trichomeriaceae
Gene: wis1
Product: MAP kinase kinase Wis1
Exons: 2
Coding region: 1-1920 (639 amino acids)
Biological process (GO): MAPK cascade; protein phosphorylation; cellular hyperosmotic response
Molecular function (GO): ATP binding; MAP kinase kinase activity
Source: RefSeq, a predicted model, not a curated record
AUGGCCGACCCCCAACAGCUCACGGAGCAGCCUCCUCGUUCUCUCGAACCAACUACGAACGGUGACGCCGAUGCAGUGAAACCACCAUCACUGCGAUCCCCUCCCACCACAGCUGCACCUACCAUGUCGGCAACAUCCUCUCCUUUGGGCAACAUCAAUGCUGCCAGAAGGCCAGGUGUUGGUCCACCGCGAGCCAGUAACCUGACCAGUGAUAUCCAGAAAAGGAUGAAAGAGAUGAUGUUGUCCCGGCAAGGUGCAGCUCAGAGUCCACGUCCUGGUCCACCAGCCUCGCAGCCUCCAUCUACCACAAACGUACAAACCACAGGGCUUCCUGGGGGUGUUCCUGCCAGUGUUCUCGAUGGCCGCGCUCCUCCAAUAGCAGCUCCUACCCCCAGCAGUCCACGACCUUUAAAUCCACGGGGCCCUAUGGGUGGUUUGGCCGCAAAGAGAAUGGGCAAACCAGGAGGAGGUCUAAAACUUUCUGAUGCCGUCAAACCCCCGGCCGAAGGUGAAACUCCUACCACCACUGAUACUGGCUCUCAGUUCAACAAGUUUGCAAAUAUUGUCGACGCUCAGAAAGGCACCCUCACUUUCAAGGACAAAGCUGUUGUGCAUGGAGGUGGUAUCGACUUCUCGAACGGAACCACCUUUUCCAUAUCGUUAGACGAAGUCGAUACCAUUGAAGAGCUGGGAAAAGGCAAUUAUGGUACUGUCUUUAAAGUAAGGCAUGCUCGUCCCAAGAUGAGGAAACCUGGUCAAGGGCUCCGAGGCAACAUGCAGCGCCAUAUUUCAACAUCCAGUCUAGACGAGUCAAAGUCGACCGCCGGUACUUCUGGCUUGAUCAUGGCCAUGAAGGAGAUCCGUCUCGAGCUGGACGACUCCAAAUUUGCUCAGAUCGUUAUGGAACUUGACAUACUGCAUCGCUGCGUGUCACCAUUUAUCAUCGACUUCUACGGUGCCUUCUUCCAGGAAGGUUCGGUCUAUAUAUGUUUGGAAAAUAUGGAUGGUGGUUCGAUAGACAAAAUCUACGGCGAUGGCGUCCCCGAAGGAGUAUUGAGGAAAAUUACCCUGUCGACAGUCAUGGGUCUGAAAUAUCUGAAAGACACCCACAAUAUUAUACACAGAGAUGUCAAGCCAACAAAUAUACUGGUCAACACAAAGGGCCAGGUCAAGAUCUGCGAUUUCGGAGUCAGUGGUAACCUGGUGGCCUCGAUGGCAAGGACCAACAUUGGUUGUCAAAGCUACAUGGCUCCAGAAAGGAUAUCUGGAGGUGGCAUGGCUGCUGCAGGCGCCGUGGCCACCGGUUCAUACAGCGUACAGUCGGACAUAUGGUCGCUUGGUCUUACCAUCAUCGAAUGCGCUCUUGGCAGAUACCCAUACCCUCCAGAAACAUACAACAAUAUUUUCAGUCAAUUAAGCGCAAUUGUGGAUGGAGAACCACCAGACCUUCCCAGCGACAAGUAUUCAGAAGCAGCGAGAGACUUUGUCAGAGGCUGUCUCAACAAGGUGCCCAGACUCCGACCGACCUAUGCUAUGCUCCUUCGACAUGCUUGGCUGGCACCAUUGAUGAAAGUCCCAACUAUCUCUGAGGAUGAGGAAGCUGAAAAAGCCGCCGAAGCUGGAGGCGAUGCCGGCGCCGAGAUAGAAUCUCUGCCCACUACCGCAGACAAAGAAGUUGCUGACUGGGUCAAAGAAGCACUAGAAAGAAAACGCGCAGGCAAAAUGGUUGUCAGCGAAAAGCCGGCUUUACAUGCAGCACCUCUCGACGCGGUACCAGGAAGCCCUCUUACAGAUGAUGUAUCCACAGAACAGCCCUUACAGCCUAAUCCCGGUGUGAGGGUUGAGAGCCCUGAGCUGACCAAUGCUAAGAUUCACAGCCUAGAUUUUGCGUCUGGCGUGAACGGGGAUUCUGAUAAAUAG